Molecule: messenger RNA, 1476 nt
Organism: Scaptodrosophila lebanonensis
Lineage: Eukaryota; Metazoa; Arthropoda; Insecta; Diptera; Drosophilidae
Product: neuropeptide Y receptor type 4
Exons: 3
Coding region: 1-1476 (491 amino acids)
Biological process (GO): neuropeptide signaling pathway
Cellular component (GO): membrane
Molecular function (GO): neuropeptide receptor activity
Source: RefSeq, a predicted model, not a curated record
AUGGCAUUAUUCCAAUGGACACUGGCACAACUGUACGAGAAGUGGGUCGCUGGCAUUGCCGAGAUCCACGACUAUGUACAACAGAGUCCGAGUAUACUCAUCACAGACCUAAGUCAGAUUAGCGCGAACAGGCGGAAAAUUCUCAUGGGUAUUGUUGGGGCUCUCUGUCUGAUCGCUUGCAUCGGUAACCUGAGUACUCUGUAUGUGAAUUCCCGACGUAAGCUGCGUCCACUCUUUCGAUUUUGUCUGAUAUCGUUGGCAUGCAGUGAUCUGUUAUCGGCGCUCUUCUCAUCCGUGGCAUACAUGGCGCAGUUCACUGCCCAGUACCUGGAAGUGUGGACUUUGGGUCAUGUGAUGUGCAAAUUUAUGCCUUUUGCUACAACCGCUGCCAUUUUGGCAAGCAGCCUAACAUUGGUGGCCAUUGCGCUGGAUCGCUACAUGGUCAUCCUGCGUGCAAUGCAGAAUCUGUGUCAACGCUUGAGCUUCUGUGCCGCCUCCAUGGCUGCCAUUUGGUUGACCUCCAUUGGUACUGCAGUACCGCUCGCUAGGAUUUAUGCACUGGAGGAGGUCCAGGUGCAGCAGUUGGAUAAUAACUCCUCGAAAAAGUGGGACCAGAAGGAUCAGGAGCUUAGUGUAUUGGAAACGGUUAACAUGUGCUUAUCAGAAGAUCACGAUGUCGGACUCUAUUACGUCAUAUUGUUCGGCAUCAUAUUCUUGCCCUGCAUUGUGGGCUUUAUCUGGCUGAAUGCGAUAAUAGCGCGUCAGCUGUGGCUGCGACGACAUCAGCAGCAGCGGAUACAACAGGAUCAGCAGCAUCAACAUCUCAAAUGCCGAAUGCACAAGGCGCCCUUGGAUAUGUCGCCUGGCUUACUGAUGGGUCUCCUUCUGCCCUGUACCAUGAUGACUGCACUAAGUGUAGCCUUGCCUGUCGAUGUGACCACGUUGCCCAGCACAUGGGCUACUAAAGCCACACCCCCUACACAGACACCGGCAGCGGCUGCGCGGGAGUCACGUCAUCGCCAGAUGGUGCUUGUCGUGGUCCUUAUGAUGGCGGUGUUUAUUUGCUUGCGCCUGCCCGCUUGGAUAUUUUUGAUAAUGCGUCUCUACGGCUCCUUUUCCACGCCCGUGGAUUGGUUGCUGUACUUCAGCUUCGGCGUCCUUAACCUGACUAGCUGCGCGUUGAAUCCCCUCUUCUAUACCUAUCUGUUACAGACCAUUCGCUAUAUGUCGCUACUGAAGGAGAAGCUGGGGUACAUAUUUUGCUGUCGCUGCUGGAAGCAACUUCCACCAGUUGACGACCAGCAGGCAACGAGGAGCAGCAACUGCUGUGGAGUGCUCCAGUUCACGUGGCACUGUCAGCGACGAGAUGAGCCUACAUUGGAAACAGGAGCUAGCAAUUUAGGUCCACCACAUCAACUGUAUGAUUAUGAGCGGAACGAGAGACCCCGGGUCACGUCGUUUGAAUCUGCCACAUAG